AUGUCUGGGGAAAAAAUCUAUGAAGGCGUCUUCGCCGUCCACAAGCCUCAAGGCGUCACCUCGGCCGAUGUCAUCCGAACCCUUCAGCACCAUUUCAACCCCUCCAAGCUCUUUAAGCCCUGGCUCGAAGAGGAGCGCGCGCGACGUACCAGAGAGAGUAGCUACCAGCGCAACAGGCGCCGCUCGAGGCGCCUGGACGUCAAGAUCGGACAUGGAGGUACCCUCGACCCAUUGGCGACCGGCGUGCUAGUCACGGGUGUGGGCAAGGGUACGAAAAGCCUCAACGACUUCCUAGGGUGCACAAAGACCUAUGAAACGGUUGUGCUUUUCGGAGCUGAGACAGACACCUACGACAAGCUGGGGAAGAUCGUCCGACGGGCCCCGUACGAGCAUAUCACUCGGGAGGCGGUUGAGAAGGCGCUCGAGCAGUUCAGAGGGAAGAUCAUGCAGCGUCCGCCUAUCUUCUCGGCGCUGAAGGUCCAGGGGAAGAAGCUUUACGAGUAUGCGCGGGAGGGCAAGGAGCCUCCUAUUGAGAUCCAGUCACGCCCCGUGGAAGUGAGCGAUCUGCGCAUUCUCGAGUGGUACGAGCCUGGCACCCACGAGUACGAGUGGCCCAAGGAAGAGGCUGCCGGAGAGGAGAAGGAAGUUGCGGAAAGGCUUCUGGCGAAAGAUGAUACCCUGCCCGUAGCUCCGUCUGCUGAGACCGAAGUCCCGGCCGAGGAUAGCGGAGAACAGGAGACAUCAACAGCUACAAAACGUAAGACACCGCCGCCUGCUGAAGAGCCCACGAAAGACGACGUGGAUGCUCCAUCUGCCAACGAUGCCGAGCUUGGCCCAUCGGUGGCGAAGAAACAGAAGAUCACCGCCAAUGGCGACUCGGCGCCGGCGCAGGCUGAGCCCUCAAGUGGUUCAUCGGAAACAGUUACAACACCGGCAAAUGAACCCUCCCCUCAACCUCCUGCUGUGAAAAUCACCAUGACCGUCUCGUCUGGCUUCUACGUCCGCUCUUUGGCGCAUGAUCUGGGCAAGGCCCUUGGUAGCUGUGGUCUUAUGAGCUCACUCAUCCGAACGCGCCAAGCGGAUUUUGAGCUGGACUCUGACAAGGUUCUCGAGUAUAAAGAUCUCGAAGCCGGUGAGGAUGUUUGGGGUCCGAAAGUCAAACGAUUCCUAGAAGCGUGGGAGAAGAAGAGAGCGGAAGCGAACACCGAAUAA
Molecule: messenger RNA, 1212 nt
Organism: Aspergillus novofumigatus IBT 16806
Lineage: Eukaryota; Fungi; Ascomycota; Eurotiomycetes; Eurotiales; Aspergillaceae
Product: pseudouridine synthase PUS4
Exons: 2
Coding region: 1-1212 (403 amino acids)
Biological process (GO): tRNA modification; mRNA pseudouridine synthesis
Cellular component (GO): mitochondrion
Molecular function (GO): pseudouridine synthase activity; RNA binding
Source: RefSeq, a predicted model, not a curated record